CACACAGUGGUGGUGUUGUUGUUAUUGUCGAAUGUGCCCGAGUGCUUCUUGUGUGUUGUGCUUGUGCACCACUGCCUAUGCAGCAGCAGCAGCGGCGGCGGCGGCGGCGGUAGCAUCGCCAGAUGAUGUUUAAUACGCGGAGACUGACAAACACCGCACAGCGCCUUGCUCACCCCACCCCUUCUCCCGCCCCUCGCCACCCAACGGUAUCCAUCGCACGCAUGCGCGAAGCUGCACAAGGGCAGGCAGUGUGCGACACUCCUAGCCAUCACACAGCCCGCCACCAACACCGCCCCAUCAGCAGCCACCAUCACACAUAGCUAACUAAUCACCAUCACCGCACCAUCACCAGCCACCAUCACCAUCACACAGUACGAGCUAGCCACCACCACCACCACCGCACCAUCAUCACUCUCACAUCGCUGUCACCACCACACACUAUCAGCCGUCACCACCAUCGCACCAUUACCACAACCAGCCCUUCAUUCAUUCAUCCGUUAUCGGAGCAGCGGACACGCGCUAAUCGGCAGACGCAGACCUUGGUGGGGGGGAGAAGCCGGGGAGGGUGAAAGGGGGGGUGGGGGGGGUCUGCAACGGAGAUCACGCCGAGAGGAUCACGCCGAGAGGAUCACGCCGAGGGGACCCGGGGAGGGAGCAGGAGCAGGAGGAGGCGAUGGACUCGAGGACCCCUGGGCGAGGGGACGCCCCUGGGCACGCGCCCCCGCGCUACGGAGUGCGCUCCUACCUGCACCAGUUCUACGACGACUGCACGGGCGGAGGCGGCGCCACCGCCUGGGACGGAGCGGCCCACGGCGGCGGCGGCGGCAGGAGGAGCAGCCACGCGGGCAAGGGCUCCUCGGGGGGGCGGGCCGCCGGCUGGCACGUCACGCUGUGGAAGCUGUGCCUGCUGACCGGCGUGCUGGUGACGAUGACCGGCGCGGCGCUGCUGGUGGCCGGGCGCGUGGUGCCGGCGCGCAUCGAGGAGUUCGGCAAGGACGACUUCUUCAUGGUGGACAGUCGCGCCGUCGCCUUCAACCGCGUGCUUGACACGUGCCGCCUGGCGGGCGCGGCGCUCUUCUGCCUGGGCGGCGCCGUGGCGGCCGCCUGCUGCCUGGGCUGGCUGCUGGCGCGCUGCGGGGCCGCGAGGGGACGCGCCGGGGCCCGGCACGACUACCGCUACCGACACCGCGGUCACCGCGGUGACGACGACGACGACGGUGCUGAUGAUGAUGAUGAUUGUGACGCUGCUGAUGAUGAUGAUGAUUGUGAUGACGAUGGUGAUGACGCGCCAGCUGCUGCUGCUGCUGCUCCUGUUGCUGCUGCCACCGCCGAUGAAUGUCAGCGAUUUGGCAAGAAGAUGAAAAAGCGUCGCGCUGAUGGUGGUGAUGGUGAUGGUGGUGGCGGUGAUGGUGGUGAUGGUGAUGGCGGCAGGCAGGACACGGCGGUGAAGAAGGAGCCUACACGGGGCGUCACUCUCCAUCCCAGCUCAGCCACGGCUCGUUCCGCACCCCCCUGCCCCCCCUCCCCCUCCGCCUCUCUCUCCGCUCCCGGCCACGUGAUGGUGCCUUGCUCCCUCGCACGCGUUCACAACGUCCAGCCAGCGUCUUAGACACCUCGUGAGGUCGACUAGCGGGGAGGGGGGGUGGGGGUGAGGUUGACUAGCUGGGGGGGGAAGGUUGACUCGCUGGGGGGGGGGGGGGGUGAGGUUGACUAGGAAGGGGGGGGGGAGGUUGACUAGGUGGGGGGGGUGAGGUUGACUAGCUGGGGGGGGGGGGGGGAUGUGCGCGUGGUUCUUCUAGGCCCCAGGUCUCUCUCCCUGGGGUCUCAAUUCCGUGUUCUCACCUCCCCGUGCGCUACACAGGGUCCCGAGGCCUUCAACGCCGACUCACGCUCACUCACGAGCCGUUACUCACGAGCCGUUACUCACGAGCCGUCACUCACGAGCCGUUACUAAGGAGCCGUCACUAAGGAGCCGUCACUAAGGAGCCGUCACUAAGGAGCCGUUACUAAGGAGCCGUCACUAAGGAGCCGUUGCUAAGGAGCCGUCGCUAAGGAGCCGUUACUAAGGAGCCGUCACUCACGAGCCGUUGCUAAGGAACCGUCGCUAAGGAGCCGUUACUAAGGAGCCGUCGCACCAAGCAGACACGUGACCAUCCGUUGAUCCACACCGGUUCCCCUCCGCUCUGGCGACGCGCGCGAGUCCACGAGUGGCGAUUCGCGAUCGGAGUGCGCCAGAGCGAGGCGGCGCGGAACAAGCGAGACGCAACACCACAGACGAGACGUUACUCGCUAGGAUUGCCAUGUACAUCCUAAACAUCUGCGGGGUUAUUUUUCAGACGUGCCAAGCUGUUGGGACCGAGUCUGGCCCACAAUAACCACGCUCUCCUCGGAUGGCGUCAAGGGCGGUCUUUAGCAUCCACCGAGUAAAUCCAACGGCGUUCAGGAGUAGUUGUACGGUUGUAACACACACACAGCGCAGUAUUAACCAGGGUGGCCUGCCGGAUUCUGACCGCAAGCCCUCUGCUUCUCCCGCCAGGCUGCGAUGGGGUUGAUGGGCUGGUAGGAAGGGCGCAGUCUGCAGACUUGGCAGGGUGUCUGUGGGAGCUCGCCAACACCACAGCAGCCCCACGAGCCGGGCGAAUAGGUUCGGUUAAAAUUAGAGUUGGUCGCGGGUUUUUUUGGGUCGCUUUCGAUAUUCAACGUUUACACUUUUUGUGACGCCACAGCCCUCGGAGUCGUCGCUCUAAAGCGGCUUCCUGCUGCUUCACACAGACUCCUGCUGCCUCACACAGCCUCCAGCUGCUUCACACAGACACCUGCUGCCUCAUACUGACCCACACACCCACCCACUCUGCCUCGGUCGCUCGCUCACUCACAGACCGACUAAAGAUCCCUCCGUAUAGGCAGACUGUAGGGGCAAGUGCUGUUAGCGAGCACCUACGAAGGCCGGAACGCCACACGAGGGAGUGGGUGGCCAGCACCACGCCCGGCCGCCUUGGUCUCCCUAGUGCCGACGUUUACACGCCGCACUAGGUACUCAUUUGAGGCCGAGUCGACCUAGGGGUAGCCCAGGACCGGUUCAGAUAAUUAUCCAUAAUCGUCACCGGUUUUGGCCGUGAGCGGGAAUCGAAUUCGGGGCGCCAGGUUGGUAGCGCACACACUCACCCAUGUAGUCACCCGCUCACCUCAACCACUCACUCAAAUCAUUUACUCAACCACUCCUCGCACAACCUCUUACUCCCAGGGUCUCCACCUUUCCCACAGAACCACAGCGGCACACGUGGACGAGUGGGCCCACGUCUAUGAAACCUGUGCGCAGUCUCCUGCGAUAGCGUCCAGUACUGCACUGGCAGCGCGUCUCGGUACCGAUCGACCCGUGACCGCUCACACGGAUGACAAAUCAAUUCCCGCACCGUCCGGGGUCAAACGCGGGUCAACCCGUACGGCCAGGUGGUAGCAGCAGCAGCUCUGAUGAAACAUUCAACGGGGGGAGGGGCAGUGGUGGUAGGGAGGGAGGGGGGGGAGGAAUGAUUGAGAAAGGGUCGUGAUUGGUCCGUUUGGGUCUCUAUGUAAUUGGCGAGCCGAGUCGCUCCAGAGGCCUUGUGUGAUUCGUGCUUUUGCUGUGAACAUGGUCGCAAUAAAAACGACGU
Molecule: messenger RNA, 3650 nt
Organism: Lethenteron reissneri (Far Eastern brook lamprey)
Lineage: Eukaryota; Metazoa; Chordata; Hyperoartia; Petromyzontiformes; Petromyzontidae
Biological process (GO): nervous system development
Cellular component (GO): transport vesicle; neuron projection; neuronal cell body
Source: RefSeq, a predicted model, not a curated record